Messenger RNA from Camellia sinensis, 1703 nucleotides. RefSeq names its product UDP-glycosyltransferase 87A1. Gene Ontology annotation, molecular function: quercetin 7-O-glucosyltransferase activity; quercetin 3-O-glucosyltransferase activity. The record is from RefSeq and is a predicted model, not a curated record. Lineage: Eukaryota; Viridiplantae; Streptophyta; Magnoliopsida; Ericales; Theaceae.
UUACUAAUUUUUUUCUAUAAAAUAAGCUUACCGAUGUGCUUCGUUCACAUAUUCCUGGCAAAGUAUCUUCUGGCUAGAAUUGCCCAAAAUGGAGGCAGCACACGGCGGCGAUGCCAUCCGCGUGGUGGCGAUGCCUUAUCCAGGGAGGGGACACAUCAACCCAAUGCUAAAUCUCAGCAACCUCAUAGCUUCUCGACAGUCCGAUAUUCUCAUCAGCUUCGUCGUCACGGAGGAGUGGCUCGGCCUCCUCGGCUCCGAGCCCAAGCUGGAUAACAUCCACUUCGCCACCAUCCCCAACGUCGUCCCCUCUGAGAUAGGUCGCGGAGCCGACUUCCCUGGGUUCUUAGAAGCUACUCUGACCAAGCUGGAAGGCCCCUUCGAGCGGCUUCUGGAUCGGCUUGAGCCGCCGAAACCGAGCGUUAUUAUUUAUGACACUUACCUGUGUUGGGUGGUCGGAGUCGGGAAUCGGAGGAAUAUUCCGGUGGCUUCGCUCUUUACGAUGACGACGUCGGUGUUCACGGUGUUCUAUCACUUCGAUCUGCUCGCUCAAAACGGCCAUUUCCCGGCCGACGUUUCAGAACGAGGAAAGGAGUUGAUAAACUACAUUCCCGGAAUUCCAUCGACACGAAUGGCAGAUCUUCCAGCAGUCUUUUACGGUGAUGCCCUUAAAGUUUUGCAUCGAGCCUUGGAAGCCAUUUCAUUGGUGCCAAAAGCACAAUAUCUUUUAUUCACUUCCAUCUACGAGCUUGAAUCCCAUAUCAUUGACACUCUUAAGGCAAAUCUUGGCAUCCCCAUAUACUCCAUCGGUCCAACAAUACCUUACUAUAGACUCGAAGAAAGUUUCUCCCUAACUACUACUGGAUACAACGACAUCAACUAUGUACAAUGGCUAGAUUCGCAACCCAAAGCUUCGGUCUUGUACAUCUCACAAGGUAGCUUUCUCUCUGUUUCAAAAGCCCAAAUGGAUGAAAUUAUUUAUGGGCUGCGUGACAGCGGUGUGAGGUUCUUGUGGGUGGCACGUGGUGAAAUUUCUCGAAUUAAAGAGGGAUGUGGUGACAAAGGGCUGCUGGUGCCUUGGUGUGACCAGUUGAAGGUGUUGUGCCAUUCUUCUGUAGGAGGGUUUUGGUCUCAUUGUGGUUGGAACUCCACCAAGGAAGGUGUAUUUGCUGGCCUUCCAUUCCUGACUUACCCGAUAUUUUGGGAUCAAAUUCCAAACUCCAAGACAAUUGUGGAAGAUUGGAAGAUCGGGUGGAAGGUGAGGAGAGGAAUGGGUGCUGAUGAACAUUUGGUGACAAGAGAAGAAAUUGCUGAACUCAUUCAGAGGUUUAUGGAUCUAGAAAGCGUUGAGGGAAAGGAAAUGAGGAGGAGAGCAAAAGAGCUUCAGGAGAUCUGUAAAAAUGCAACUUCAAAGGGCGGGUCAGUUGAAACUAACAUUGAUGCUUUUGUUCAGGACAUUUCACAAUGCUGUUACCAUUAAAUCUGCAGUUUAGCUCGUUGACUUGAUCAUUAUUAGAAGCUUCUUGGUGUACGCUUGUAAUUUCCAGAGAAACUUCAAGUUCCAAAUUAGGCCUUUUGAACAUGGUGUUGAAUUGUGCUCCUCGCUCAAAUUCACUGCCUUUCUUAAUGUAAACCAAUAAAUUUCAAUUAAUACUUCAUCCUUUACGUAUAAAACCCGAACCUUGAGCAGUAAUGAAUACUUGUUU